CUACACAUCUCGGAGAAAGAACUACAACGUUGUUGUAGUUCUGCCUUGCGCAGAAGGGCUUUAGAGCCCUUUAAAUGUAGCCUACAGUACGUGCAAAGAUGGCAUCUCAAGCCGACUCGAUACAUGCGCAACAUGUGAAAGCAAGGGUAAAUGACAUCCUCGCCCGAUUAACGCAAGAGAAGAAAAAGAAGACAAAAAGGGACGCGUUGGCGCAGCCCCUGAAACACGAGCGGACGGAUAGAGACGCGAAGAAAGUGGAGCUCAAUCCUCUCCGGCAUCACGACCACCACCACCAACAGCAGCCUGCCGAGCCACGGGAGCACCAACAGCUGCACAAAAACCAAAUACAUAACAACUUUUGCUCUGGAAAACCUUCCACGCUGCCAAACCAUUACCACCAUCACCACCACCAUCAUCUCCAUCACAGCAGCCGCACCAACGGCGCAAAGAAGAAUGCACCACCUGCCUCCUCGCAGAAGGUACCGCCGCACAAACCGGCAAAGAAGCGGCCGUUGCCUCCCGCUCCUCUUCCGUUAUUUACUUUUCCGCCUCUCAGAGGGGCCAAGGUCAAGACGCAGGGGCGCACUGAGCCGCGUCGGGAGAAGGACCACCGGCCCCACGGGAAGAAUGAAAACACCGGGGCCAACGUGACACACACAGAGCUGAAGAAACCACAGCGAGGUGAGUCACGGCCUCGCGACGAGAAUGUUAAAUCCCAAGCGCUGCUGGCGGAAUACCUCCUGAAGAAGUCAAAGAAGAGGAAGAGGAGGCAUCACAGCGAAGAUGAAGACCAGCCCAGCGGCGGGAAGCUCAGCGGCGUCGUGCGCCACAUGGAGGUGCAGACCGUGUGCACGGGACCGGCAGCCGACCUCACCUUGUCCCCCGCUCACCCUGCUCCUCCUCCUCCUCCUCCUGACCAGGAAGGUCGGCCCGAUCACCGCCACCACCAUCCCCAUCAUCCCCCAGACCAUCCUCCUCAUCCUCACGACCACGCCCACCUCCGCACCCCCAGGGCUCCGUUCCUCUCCCAUCAGGACCACUCCAUCCGCAGCGCGUGCCUUCAGACGGGCGGCUGGCACGGCCGCUUCAUGCACGAGGAGCGGCAGGCCAACGGCGGCGGCCGGGUCCUCCACGCCUACGCCGACGAGCUGGCCUCGCUGGGGGCCGACCACCUGAGGGCCUUCGCCGGGGAGUUCAUGGAGCGGGCGUUCGCCGAGACGGGCCGCAGCCAUCGGGGGAAGAGGAGGCCGGCCGGGGCCCGCUACGCCCUGGCGGUGGUCCACGGGGCCGCCGCCUACCUGCCGGACUUCCUGGACUACUUUGCGUUCAACUUCCCCCACACGCCGGUGAAGAUGGAGCUGCUGGGCAAGAAGGACAUCGAGACCACCACCAUCGCCGACUUCCACGCCCAGGUGAGCCAGAGCUACUGCUCGGGGACGUACCGGGCCGGGCCCAUGAGGCAGAUCAGCCUGGUGGGGGCCGUGGACGAGGAGGUGGGCGACUACUUCCCAGAGUUCCUGGACAUGCUGGAGGAGUCUCCCUUUCUCAAGAUGACCCUCCCAUGGGGCAGCCUCUCCAGUCUGAAGCUGGAGUGCAGGUCCCAGAGCGACGACGGGCCCAUCAUGUGGGUGCGCCCCGGGGAGCAGAUGGUGCCCACCGCAGACGUGCCCAAGUCCCCCUUUAAGCAGCGCAGGACCAUGAACGAGAUCAAGAACCUGCACUACCGGCCGCGGAGCAGUGCACCCAGAGAGGUUCUGUUUGAGGACCGCACCAAGGCCCACGCCGACCACGUGGGACAGAGCUUCGACUGGCAGAGCACGGCAGCGGUCGGCGUCCUCAAGGCCGUCCAGUUUGGAGAACGUGGUAACCGGCCUCGGAUCACCAAAGACGUGGUGUGUUUUCAAGCGGGAGACUUCAACGAUGUGGUGCAGAGGCUGCAGCUGGACCUCUAUGAGCCCCCAGUGUCUCAGUGUGUGCAGUGGGUGGACGACGGGAAGCUGAACCAGCUGCGGCGCGAGGGCAUCCACUACGUGCGCACGCAGCUCUGCCACGACGACAUCUACUUCAUCCCCCGCAACGUCAUCCACCAGUUCAAGACGGUGUCGGCCGUCUGCAGCCUGGCCUGGCACAUCCGCCUGCAGCAGUACACCGCCACGGAGGAGGAGGAGGAGAUGGUGGAGGGGGGAGGGGAGGGGGAGAAAGGAGGGUCUGAUACCACCGCGACCGUCCGAGCCCGCCCGCAGUUGGAUGGAGGGGGGUCCCGGGCCGAGGGGCCCACGUUCCAGAGACCCGCGGUCCCCUCGCCUCGCAAGCCACCGAGGGAGGCUUCCCCCCCGCCUGCUCUGUCAGGCCGUACGCCCCCCCCACUGCCACCGUCGCACAGGGACCCUCCCCCUCACCGGGCACCCCGGUUCGGCUCUGGAGGCGCUCCGUCCCCCCUGCCUUGUCUGGCUCUUCCUUAG
Molecule: messenger RNA, 2462 nt
Organism: Gadus chalcogrammus (walleye pollock)
Lineage: Eukaryota; Metazoa; Chordata; Actinopteri; Gadiformes; Gadidae
Product: lysine-specific demethylase 9
Exons: 7
Coding region: 99-2462 (787 amino acids)
Cellular component (GO): nucleus
Source: RefSeq, a predicted model, not a curated record